Molecule: messenger RNA, 1422 nt
Organism: Echinops telfairi (small Madagascar hedgehog)
Lineage: Eukaryota; Metazoa; Chordata; Mammalia; Afrosoricida; Tenrecidae
Product: cytochrome b5
Exons: 5
Coding region: 52-456 (134 amino acids)
Cellular component (GO): mitochondrial outer membrane; intracellular membrane-bounded organelle
Molecular function (GO): heme binding
Source: RefSeq, a predicted model, not a curated record
UGUUCGUGCGGGACGCCCGAGUGUGCGGUGCGGUGGGCUGGCGGUUCCGAGAUGGCCGAGGCGUCGCAGAAGCCCGUGACGUACUACACCCUAGAGGAGAUCCAGAAGCACAACCACAGCAAGAGCACCUGGCUCAUCCUGCACCACAAAGUCUACGACCUGACCAAGUUCCUGGAGGAGCAUCCCGGUGGAGAAGAAGUCUUAAGGGAACAAGCUGGCGGGGAUGCUACUGAGAAUUUCGAGGAUGUUGGGCACUCUACCGAUGCUAGAGAAAUGUCCAAAGAAUAUAUCAUUGGGGAGCUGCAUCCAGAUGACAGAUCAAAGCUAGAGAAGCCAUCGGAGAGUCUCAUCACGACUGUCGACUCCGAAUCCAGUUGGUGGACCAACUGGGUGAUUCCCGCCAUCUCCGCCCUGAUGGUGGCCCUGAUGUACCGCUAUUACACAGCAGAAGACUAGCGACGCCCUGGACGCCCACCAAGGGACAGGCUGAGAAGCCGGCACAACGGUCUCGGGGACCACAGACAUGUGAUGUUUCUGUCUCCCUCCCUCUCCUGCAUUAGACAAAAAAAAAAAACCAAGCAAAGCAAAAGGCGCCGUCCUGCCCCUUCUUCUCCUGAACUUCCCUUCAGAGAGUGCCUUCCACUCGCCACUGUCCGUUUGAUGUGUCUCACGACAAAACUCAGUCUUAGGAUCCUCGGAUGGUCCCCAAAGUGUGUGUGUGUCCCCCCUGCCUGUCACCUUGCCUUGUCCUGUUUCCCGAGUGGUGUCAGGCCCAGAGGGGUGAGUGUAAAGGUUCCAGGCAUCGUUUUCCCUGGGAAAGAGGGCCUACAGGAGGGAAACGUCCUGUCUCCGACGGGCCCCAGUGACCUGAGCACCUGGGAGGGCGUUGAGGAAGUCCUAACUGCCGCCUCCCGGGUCCCAAUGCCGUCUUCAGAGCCCUACGCGGUCCGAGUCCCCCCUUCCUCCCGCGAGGGAACAGCACCUCCCUGAUGGGUGAAGGGGCGACAGUUCCCUGGGAGCCUGAUCUUGAAAGACUCGCCUCUGCUAGUGGGUGGGCCACCCCGGGAGUCCCCUGGGUGCGCCCACCUCUCCCGGGGACAGCUGGAUGUGGUCACUUCUCGGCCGCAUUCUGCUCUUCUUGGACAUGGGGAUCCUCGAGGGGGUGGGGUAGGUUACUUAGCCUCUCAUUGCCCACUGCACACCAACCGUGUCUGCCUGAGAGCCCCCCUGGGGUUGGGUCUGUAUUUUUACAGAGGGUGGAUUUUUAUCAGCAGCAGCAAGCACCCCCUUCCUCUGCCAUCUUUGUCACCGAACCUACUCCCUCGGAUGUAAUCAAGGGGCGAGAGGGUGGGCGUGGGCACAUAGGGGAGAUGACCUUGGAGGAGACCCCUUUACUCGCCUUUUAAUAAACCUGUACCUGAA